AUGACCCAACGGUCCUCUGUCACCAUCAAGUCAGGGGGCACCCGAAACUUCAGUGCUUCCUCAGCCAGCCUCCUCCCUGGCUGCCGGACCAGCUUCAGCUCUGUCUCCGUGUCUCAAGGCGGGAAGAGCUUCGGGGGUGGCCUUGGAGGUGGUUUUGGGACCAGGAGCCUCCACAGUCUUGCAGGUGGCAAGAGAAUCUCCAUUGGUGGGGGUUACCGUUCCAGCCGGGCCAGCUGUGGUAUUGGCUAUGGGAUGGGUCUUGGAAGCGUUGGGUACAGAAUGGGGGGAGCCUGCAGUGGAUAUGGAUUUGGAGGUGGGAUGUCAUCUGGAGCUGGGGGCAUCCAUGAGGUUACAGUCAACCAGAGUCUCCUGACCCCCCUCCACCUGGAGUUUGAUCCCUCUCUUCAGAGAGUACGGAAGGAAGAGAAAGAGCAGAUUAAGACUCUCAACAAUAAAUUCGCCUCCUUCAUCGACAAGGUACGGUUCCUUGAGCAGCAGAACAAAGUCCUGGAAACCAAAUGGAGCCUCCUGCAAGAUCAGAAAACCACCAAGAUCAAUAUAGAGCCCAUGUUUGAAGCCUACAUCAACAAUCUGAGACGUCAGCUGGAAGGCCUGGGUGGGGAACGGGGAAGGCUGGAGACAGAGCUAAAGAGCAUGCAGGACGUGGUGGAGGACUUCAAGAACAAAUACGAAGAAGAAAUCAACAGACGCACAGCAGCGGAGAAUGAGUUUGUGGUGCUCAAGAAGGAUGUGGAUGCUGCCUACAUGAACAAGGUGGAGCUGGAGGCCAAGGUGGAUGCCCUGACUGAUGAGAUCAACUUCCUGCGGGCCUUCUAUGAAGCGGAGCUGGCUCAGCUUCAGGCUCAGAUCUCUGAGACCUCUGUGGUUCUGUCUAUGGACAACAACCGCUGCCUGGACCUGGACAGUAUCAUCUCUGAGGUCAAAGCUCAGUAUGAGGACAUUGCCAACCGCAGCCGGGCUGAGGCUGAGUCGUGGUACCAGACCAAGUAUGAGGAGCUGCAGCGCUCAGCCGGCCAGCAUGGUGAUGACCUGCGCACCACCAAGAUGGAGAUCUCGGAGCUGAACCGUGUGAUCCAGAGGCUGCGCGCUGAGAUUGAGAACCUCAAGAAGCAGUGUGCUGCACUCCAGGCGGCCAUUGCUGAUGCUGAACAACGUGGAGAACUGGCCCUCAAGGAUGCCAAGCACAAGCUGGCCGAGCUGGAGGACGCACUGCAAAAGGCCAAGCAGGACAUGGCGCGGAUGGUACGCGAGUACCAGGAGCUCAUGAACGUCAAGCUGGCCCUGGACAUCGAGAUCGCCACCUACCGCAAGCUGUUGGAAGGGGAAGAGUGCAGACUCACCGGAGAAGGUGUUGGACCUGUGAAUAUCUCGGUGGUCUCCUCCUCCGGGGGCACAAGCUACAGUGGGGGCGGAGGUCUCUGUGGGAUCAGCAGUGGAUACAGCAGUGGCCCCUGCUACAGCGGUGGGAACAGUGGGUUCAGCUCCACCAGCAGCCGCAGCAUUGGUGGCAGCAGCUCCAGCAUGCGCAUCAUCUCCAAGACCUCAUCCACCAAGAAGAGUUACAGGAGUUAA
Messenger RNA from Chrysochloris asiatica (Cape golden mole), 1593 nucleotides. RefSeq names its product keratin, type II cytoskeletal 5-like. Gene Ontology annotation, cellular component: keratin filament. The record is from RefSeq and is a predicted model, not a curated record. Gene Ontology annotation, biological process: intermediate filament organization; keratinization. NCBI's taxonomy places the organism in Eukaryota, Metazoa, Chordata, Mammalia, Afrosoricida, Chrysochloridae. The coding region runs from base 1 to 1593 and encodes 530 amino acids. Gene Ontology annotation, molecular function: structural constituent of skin epidermis. The transcript has 9 exons.